AUGACUAAGGUGUUGCUAUGCGGCGCUGUGCAGGGCCACUGGGAGCUUCUUUUUGAGCGUGUGCGCAAAUUAAAUGCAGCUGCAAAGGAAAAACCUUUUGAUGCACUCGUAUGUGUAGGUCGUUGUUUUCCUCUACCGAUCGAAUACGUGACAGGAGGCACGAAACAAGUCCCGGUACCUACGUAUUUCCUGCCGGGGCAUGAGAUUGCGCAUUUGUGGCAAGAAAACGCCACUCAGACGGAGAUUUUUGACAAAUUGAGUGCUGUAGAGAAACCUGUGAAUCCAGUGGAGAUUGGCAAGGGAUUUUUCUGUCUUGCAGGGGCUGGAGUUGCUACUAUUGCAGGACUUAAGGUGGCCUAUGUGUCCGGUACAGAGACUCAUGGUCAUCAGGAUGAAAAGGGAACGCUACUAACGUAUUCAAAGGCAUCGGUUGAUGUGCUAGUGCAGAAGCUUCUUUCUAGUGGAGUCCAGGCAGAUGUGGACUUCUUAUUCACGGCGGAGUAUCCGAUGAGCUUCCAGCUGCUCCUACCGGAGCAGCAACUCCCUCACGGCUUACAGGCGAUGCGGGGAAGCAUAGCCAUAAGAGAGAUUAUGCAACAUGUGCAUCCGAAGUAUCAUAUUACAAGUCGUGGAGGAGACGGAACCCGCGGGGACGUGUUCUACCAGCGGUUGCCGUAUGUGAGCGAGGUAGCUGGAACAGGAUGCAAGCAACUCACGCGACUUAUUGGUCUUAGCGGUGCGAAUACAAUAAAGGACAAGACACGGAAAUAUCUGCAUGCGCUACAAGUCGUGCCUUUUGCGCAACAAAGCGCCGAAGAACGCCAGCACGUGGACAUUCCCGCAGGUACUACAAAGAAUCCGUACCUUCACGCAAUGUUGGACGAAGCUACCUCGUGGAAUAGAGAAUCUGAUGCAAAAAGGAGAAGGAUAGACCCUGCUGCAACCGGAGGUCUCUCUGCGGACCAGAUUGAGCAGCUUACUACAAAAAGUCAAGGUGGUGCACAGUUUUUCUACGACCAGAAGCUUGCGGCUAGAGGUCAACGAAAGGGUGGAUUGCUGCCAGGCCAGGACAAAUUGCAACAACGGAGAAACAAUCGUCCCGCUGUGCCGGAGCGCACGGAGUGCUGGUUCUGUCUGUCGACACCAACACUUGAGCGGCAUUUAAUUGUGAGUAUUGGUCAGGAAGCCUACCUUGCCAUGCCCAAAGGCGCCAUAUGCGGAGAUCAUUUGCUGAUCGUGCCCAUUGCACACGAAGCAUCCACGCUAGCGCUAAGCAAGGAUACUUGGCACGAGAUGGAGCGUUUUAAGGCUGCGCUACGUCGCUACUUUGCUACGCAAGAUAAGGAGCUACUGGUGAUCGAUCGCAAUGUGGCUACGCUGGGAGCCACACACUGUCACUUGCAGGUCGUUGGUGUACCCAAGGCGAAGGCUGCCGCCGCUUGCAGCAUCUUUAAGACGGAAGGAGAGAAAUAUCACGUCAAGUUCCAGGAGCUGCUGCAUGAUGUUGACGAGAAACCAGACAGCGGCGUGUCUACCGGCCCUUUAGAGCUUUUGCGCAAGCAGACCGACGGCAAGUCGUUCUUGUACGCCGAAGUGCCGAACGGCGAGGGCGGUAGCACACCGCUGCUGCACCACGUUGAAGGCAAACACUAUGUGCAGUUUGGUCGGCACGCCGCUUCGUGUGUUCUAGAGAUGCCGCGUCGGGCCAAUUGGAAGUUCUGCGUAGUGCCAAAAUCCGAGGAGGAAAAGCUCACGCAGACUUUCAAGGGCCAGUGGAAACCGUAUGAUUUUACACUAGAGAAUGACGACGAAGAUGAAUAA
Peronospora farinosa is the source of this 1821-nucleotide messenger RNA. NCBI's taxonomy places the organism in Eukaryota, Oomycota, Peronosporomycetes, Peronosporales, Peronosporaceae. The record is from the annotation of a GenBank genome assembly.